AUGUCCUCCGAGUCUCUCCAGGCACCACGAUCGCCCGAGCUGCCGAUGACACCCCCGGCCGGUUUCUGGAGCGAGACGCAAUGGGACAUCUUCUGGGCCGUCAUGGACAGCAUAAUUCCUGCAAUCGUGUCCAAGCCGUGCCUCACAGACGGACUGAGCCAGCUGGGCAUAUCGGAUGCUGCAUAUUCGAGCGUGAUGGAGACGGCCAGACACACGAAGCUCGAGAAGAAAGACGAGGCUUCACUGCAGGCCUUUCUGCAGGAGAGACUGUCGACCAGCCCGGCGGUCCGAGAGACCAUCAUUCGAAUCACCUCUCGCCUACCUGUGAAGCAGCAGGAGGCACUUGGUACAUUCCUGUCCAGCUUGGCCUCCAGCAUAGGAGCCUUCCUCAUGACAGGCUCGUGCAUCCCCUUUCACCAGCAGUCCACCCUGAUUCGAGAGGCCGUCAUCCAGGGCUGGCACGUCUCCUGGCUGUCUGGCUUGAGGCGUGCCUCGAGGGCCCUUGUCCGCAUCGCCCAGAUCGCCUGGCUAAUGUCCUCACCUAUGUUCCGGCAGGUCGUCGGCUAUCCAGAGGUGCCCCUAAAUUGGAAGCCAGCCCCCGACUUUGAUUUUGCGUUCCUGCAACCAGGACCUGGAGAAGCAGCAGGCUCACCGUCAGCCCCCUCCACCAUCACCAUCGAGACCGACAUCGUGAUCGUAGGCUCCGGCUGUGGUGGUGCCGUCUGCGCUAAAAUACUGGCCGAGGCAGGCCACCGCGUGCUGGUCGUCGACAAAGGCUACUACUUUCCCCCCUCCCAGCUCCCCAUGCCCGGCACCGCCGCGAGCCGGUACCUGUUUGACCGAGCCGUCAAUAGCUCCGUGGACACGUCCAUCAGCAUCAUCGCCGGUGCGACUUGGGGCGGCGGCGGCACCGUCAACUGGAGUGUGUCACUGCGGACGCAGGAUGCCGUGCGCAAGGAAUGGGCGACCGAUGAGGAGGGCGAAGGAGGAGGGCUUGGGUUCUUCGCUGGGCCCGAGUAUGAGGCCUGCAUGGAUCGUGUGUGUGAACGCAUGGGCGUGUCGACGGAGCCGGUGGUGCAGACGCAUCGUGGGCGGGUGUUGCUGGAGGGCUCAAGGAAACUGGGCUGGCGGGCGGAUGUGUGUCCGCAGAACACUGGUGGCAAGGAGCACAGCUGCGGGCACUGCACGAUGGGAUGUGGGAGCGGCGAGAAACAAGGGCCGGCAACAUGCUGGUUGCCUGACGCGGCGAGGGCAGGGGCGGAGUUUAUGGAGGGGUUUGACGUGGAGAAGAUACUCUUUGAGGAGGGCGAGGAUGUUAAUAACAAUAAUAAAAGGACGGCAACGGGUGUGGCUGGGACAUGGACGGCGAGGGAUGAAAAGGGGACGGUGAGCGGUGCUGUGGAGGAGAGGGUUACAAGAAAAGUCAUGAUCAAGGCGAAGAAGGUUAUUGUUAGCUGUGGUGCGCUUUGGACACCAAUGCUUCUCUUGAGGAGUGGUUUGACCAACCCUCAAAUUGGAAGGAACCUUCGACUUCAUCCAUGCUACACGGCAGGCGGCUUUUUCAUGGAAGAUACGAAGCCAUGGGAAGGCGCCAUCAUCACGAGCUAUUGCUCCGAGCUGGAGGAUCUCGACGGACACGGACACGGAGUCAAAUUGGAAACCACCAACAUGACACCCUACACAUGUCUAUCCUCCUUACCCUUCCGCACGGGCCUCGACUUCAAGCGCAACGCCCUACGCUACCGCCACUUCGACGCCUUCAUCUCUGCCACCCGCGACCGAGACUCGGGCCGCGUGCACCCCGACCCAGCCACGGGCGCCAUCCAGGUCGACUACACCGCGUCCGACUUUGACCGCGCCCACACCCUUGAGGGUGUCCUGGCGCUCUGCAAGAUCAUGUACAUCAUGGGCGCCAGGGAGAUUGAGCCCUUCGUCAGCGGCGUCGAGCCGUUCGUGCGCGAGGACGGCAACAGCACACAGGAGGACGAGGCGGAAGAGGAGAAGAAGCAGGCUGGAGGUGCUGUGGAUCCGGCGUUCACAGCCUGGCUCGACAAGGUUCGACGUCUGGGCUCGAUACGGGGUAAUGUGGGGUGUGCGUCUGCACACCAGAUGGGCUCAUGCAGGAUGAGUGCCAGGGAGGACGGCGGGGUGGUGGACCGGCAUGGGAAGGUAUGGGGGGUGGAGGGUUUGUAUGUUGCGGACGCGAGUGUGUUUCCGUCGGCUAGUGGCGUGAAUCCCAUGGUGACGGUCAUGGCUAUUGCGGACUGGAUUGCUAGAGCCGUGGAUAGGGACUUGAAGGGGACGACGACGAUGAAGAAGGAGGACCGUAGGGGGGAGGAAGAGGAGUAA
Messenger RNA from Cryphonectria parasitica EP155, 2349 nucleotides. Its product is annotated as long-chain fatty alcohol dehydrogenase. NCBI's taxonomy places the organism in Eukaryota, Fungi, Ascomycota, Sordariomycetes, Diaporthales, Cryphonectriaceae. The record is from RefSeq and is a predicted model, not a curated record. Gene Ontology annotation, molecular function: flavin adenine dinucleotide binding; long-chain-alcohol oxidase activity. The transcript has 5 exons. Bases 1 to 2349 code for a protein of 782 amino acids.